Messenger RNA from Dovyalis caffra, 345 nucleotides. NCBI's taxonomy places the organism in Eukaryota, Viridiplantae, Streptophyta, Magnoliopsida, Malpighiales, Salicaceae. The record is from the annotation of a GenBank genome assembly.
AUGGGUACAACAGGACGCUUAGCUAUCGAUUGGAUAGAUCUUCUUGACCUACACUCCAACAAUUCGGCUCUAAUUAUUGGAGGAGAUUUCAACAUACUGUUAUAUCAAUGGGAGAAGCGUAGAGGCUUGUUAUGGCUACAUUCAAGAGAGGUUAGAUCGUUUAGCUCUAUAGCCAUGCUUCGUUCUCAUAUAUUGGAUGAGCCAGGAUCCAAUCACCGACCGAUUCUUCUCAAUACAGACCUUGGGUUUCGUACUAAGAGGCAGUUUAAGUAUGAUGACAGAUGGGCUCAUGAUGCAGAUGCUAGUGGGCUAGAUCUUGGACAUCUAAUUCUCAUUUGGCACUAG